GGGGGCGUGGCUGUGCCCGCAGAUCGCGCCGCUCCCACUUCACUGCCCUAAACCCAGCCUAGAGCAACGCCCCCUUGGCCCGCGCCCUUAUUUUAGACCCCAUCCUGCUCUCGCUGAGUCCUGCCUGCGAGUCUCCAGCUCUCCCUAGGCCAGAGCUCGUACUUUCCACCGCAACGCUCGUCAUAUUGUCCUGCCGCCGCGGUCGAAAUCAAAGUUUUCGAGCCACAGAUUUUCCCCCUUUGCCCGAAUCAUGGCAACGCCUAUGAAGGGCCAAGUGUGCGUGGUGACUGGUGCGUCCAGGGGUAUUGGCCGCGGCAUUGCCUUGCAGCUCUGCCAAGCAGGCGCCACCGUUUACAUCACUGGCCGCCAUAUGGACACACUGCAGACCACUGCUCAGGAGGCGCAAUCCCGCGGGGGCCGGUGUGUGCCCGUGGUGUGUGAUUCCAGACAGGAGAGUGAAGUGCGAAGCUUGUUUGAGCAGGUGGAUCGGGAACAGGAGGGGCGUCUGGAUGUGCUGGUCAACAACGCCUAUGGCGGGGUCCAGAUGGUUUUGGACAACAAGCAGAAGACAUUCUGGGAACGUCCCGCCUCUCUGUGGGACGAUGUCAACAACGUGGGACUCAGGGGCCACUACUUGUGCUCGGUAUAUGGGGCGCGGCUAAUGGUACCAGCUGGCCGGGGGCUCAUCGUGGUCAUCUCCUCCGUUGGGGGACUGCAAUAUCUCUUCAACGUUGCCUAUGGCGUGGGCAAAGCUGCGUGUGACAGGCUGGCUGUUGACUGUGCCCACGAGCUGCGACGCCACGGGGUCAGCUACGUGUCUCUGUGGCCAGGUUUGGUGCAGACAGAACGGGUGGCGGAGUAUGUGACAAAGGGAGACUCCUCUGAGGAUCCCCAAUUUAAGCAGCUUAGCUCACUUUUCUCAUCUGCGGAAACCACAGAAAUGAGUGGCAAAUGUAUCGUGGCUUUAGCAACAGACCCUAAUAUCCUGAGCCUGAGUGGGAAGGUGCUGCCAUCUUAUGAUGUUGCUCGACGUUAUGGCCUUCGGGAUGUGGAUGGCCGCCCUGUCCAGGACGUUUUAUCUUUGAGCUCCGUCCUUUCCAACAACUUCAGGCUAAACUGGCUGGCCUCCUACUUGCCUGGCUUCCUCCGUGUGCCCAAAUGGAUUGUAACCCUCUACACUAGCAAGUUCUAAGCCUCCUUGCCUGACAGCACCUCUCUGCUUUUCUCAGAUGGUCUGGGGAUGGGUUCGCAUGUCUCAGUGGAAAUAGGCAGCCUUUCUAGCCUACCUAGACCCUUGAUUCAAAGAGAAGGAUUCUGCUGUGUGUCCUUGCUGAGCCUAGGGGGCUCUUAUAGGCCCUUCUUUGUGCCUUGAUUUUCCUCAUCUUUACAUUUUACUUUUUGCGUCUGUAUUGAAAAUACCCAAGGGGCUAAUAAAGGUCUCAUUUCUCCUUCAA
Molecule: messenger RNA, 1454 nt
Organism: Choloepus didactylus (southern two-toed sloth)
Lineage: Eukaryota; Metazoa; Chordata; Mammalia; Pilosa; Megalonychidae
Gene: DHRS1
Product: dehydrogenase/reductase 1
Exons: 9
Coding region: 251-1192 (313 amino acids)
Source: RefSeq, a predicted model, not a curated record